Arthroderma uncinatum is the source of this 1191-nucleotide messenger RNA. RefSeq lists its product as uncharacterized. The record is from RefSeq and is a predicted model, not a curated record. Bases 1 to 1191 code for a protein of 396 amino acids. Gene Ontology annotation, biological process: mycotoxin biosynthetic process. The transcript has 5 exons. NCBI's taxonomy places the organism in Eukaryota, Fungi, Ascomycota, Eurotiomycetes, Onygenales, Arthrodermataceae.
AUGUCGGAAUCUCAUUCAUUCAGAGGCGAACUUUCAACAGAGGGUAUGCCACUCCUUGAGGAGCGGCCCUCUCUCGAGGCAGUAUCCUCCUCUGAAGUUAUACGCCAAAAUGGAAGCGCGAGCAAAUCUGACCCUGGCGCUCUGCAUAUCCAGCGUACUAUGUGUGGUGGUGGCGACGCUUUCCUAGACGGCGAAGCGUCUCCAAGCGACACAGCAUCUGACGGCUAUCCUGAUAGCUAUUCUGUUUCAAUUUGCACAGGGACGCAAGGGGAUGAAACACGAGGGAUGUUCACAAAUAGUGAUUCCUGUUCAGACAGCGGGGAGUCCCAGGGUGACAAGUCAUCUGAGGCCCCUCGUAGGGCUGUGACAACAGCUUACACUCCCCAAAUCGGACAACCCCCUGUUCCGGGUCAAAGAGAGGCAAGAGCAGGUUAUGCCACCUCAGCAGAGACCGCAGAAAGGGGAGGCAAUAACGAAAAGAUGGCAGUUGGCCAUAAUUGCCCUUCGUCGUCGGUAUUCACGAUCAUAUUGCUACUUAUAGCAUUCACAUUGGGCGGGGCCCUUGUCGCAAAUGGCAGUAAAGAGUGUAAGAGCAGUUACCCUGGAAUUGUAUAUUCACCUGCCCGGGCUGCAGUCGAAUUCCAGCCGGUUCGUUUCGACGGCGACGUUAGAACGACUAAUAUAUUCAAGGGAGCCCCAAGCAAGGCCCAAGAUGAAGCAUGGAAACAUCUAUAUGAUGUCGACAAAACGGAGUUAAAGGCAAUCGGAAAGGAAAGCAUCGAGGUGCCAUCACGCCCGGGCAAGUAUCUAGCCAAGCUGGCGGUGUUCCAUCAGCUCCAUUGCUUGGACUAUGUACGUCGAUACGUGCAUAAUGAGUAUUACCACGUUGACGAUAGCCACGCCACCGUUUCCGCGCUUGAGCAUGCUGAUCAUUGUAUCGAUAUUAUCCGCCAGGCCUUGUCAUGUUCAGCAGAUCCCACGCUCAUUACCUUUAAGCCGAAUGACCCAUUCGAGCCUGUGGAGGCUGAUUUCAGCGCGACUCAUGCUUGCACUAACUUCGACAAGGUGCACGACUGGGCGACAAGCCGAGCAAUCAACAUGACGGAAGAGAUUAUGCGUCACCCCAUAGCAUACAAGAAUUCGUUGAUAGAUUCGCUCAACAACCACCAGAACGCGAGUCCCAAGAUGUGA